AGCUACUGUCCGACUACGCCGGCGGCGUCAACACAGCUGUCCAAAUCUUAGACAAGUACGAUUGGUACUUCGUGCCAGUAGCCAACCCUGACGGUUACGAGUACACCCACACCACAGUAAGUUCUUACAUCAAUACCCAAAGUCCCUAACAAACGAGGCCACACCACAGUAAGUUCUUACAUCAAUACCCAAAGUCCCUAACAAACGAGGCUACACCACAGUAAGUUCUUACAUCAAUACCCAAAGUCCCUAACAAACGAGGCCACACCACAGUAAGUUCUUACAUCAAUACCCAAAGUCCCUAACAAACGAGGCCACACCACAGUAAGUUCUUACAUCAAUACCCAAAGUCCCUAACAAACGAGGCCACACCACAGUAAGUUCUUACAUCAAUACCCAAAGUCCCUAACAAACGAGGCCACACCACAGUAAGUUCUUACAUCAAUACCCAAAGUCCCUAACAAACGAGGCCACACCACAGUAAGUUCUUACAUCAAUACCCAAAGUCCCUAACAAACGAGGCCACACCACAGUAAGUUCUUACAUAUAGUUAAAGGACUGCAAUCAAGCCUAUUAAAUGAAAUAGCAAAACGAGGUAUGUGGAAACGUGAAUUAGAGAACAGGACAAAAAGAUUAGGACGUUUUGGCAUAAAGCCUUCCUCAGCACACAGCACCCAAAGUCCCUAAGAAACGAGGCAACACCACAGUAAGUUCUUAUACCAGUACCCAAAGUCACUAGACAAACGAGGUUAUACAAUCGGAUAAAAGGAAACGACCUAUAACAAUGCAAAACAUUUUUAAAUAACUUGGAUAGUUAAAGAUAAAAUUAAAAUUUACAGGCAUACAAAAAAAUAUUAUUUUUUCUCAAAUUAUGAUUGAGAAAAGCAUUUUUAGAAUCAAACUUGAGAUGCCGGAAAAAUAUUAACUCUAAGCACCUAAAAAUAUGUGUGGGAAGAAAAUAUUAACUCUAAGCACCUAAAAAUAUGUGUGGGAAGAAAAUAUUAACUCUAAGCACCUAAAAAUAUGUGUGGGAAGAAAAAGAAAAUAUUAACUCUAAGCACCUAAAAAUAUGUGUGGGAAGAAAAUAUUAACUCUAAGCACCUAAAAAUAUGUGUGGGAAGAAAAUAUUAACUCUAAGCACCUAAAAAUAUGUGUGGGAAGAAAAUAUUAACUCUAAGCACCUAAAAUAUGUGUGGGAAGAAAAUAUUAACUCUAAGCACCUAAAAAUAUGUGUGGGAAGAAAAUAUUAACUCUAAGCACCUAAAAAUAUGUGUGGGAAGAAAAUAUUAACUCUAAGCACCUAAAAAUAUGUGUGGGAAGGAAAUAUUACGCACCAAACGCACCUGCGAUAGUUUUUUUUUUUUUAAGACUCCCUUUUAGCGCAGUUAUCGGUAAUUUGAUUAUCUGAAAUCGGUGGCAUCAUAUUUCCAUUAUAGUCUCAUUGAAAAACAGGAAAAACUGAUUUUGGGGGGUUUGGAGUGAACAUUUGAUAGAAUUUGUUGUCAUUGACAACGGGUCUUUGUGCCAAAUUUCGAUAGGUUGAGGGAAGUGGAUCAGCCAGCCACAAAUAAAAGUGAAAUUAAUGAAAAUCACUUAAAAAUAGAAGAAUCGUAUAAAUGAUUGUAAUUUUCAAUCCUGGAUGUCUUCUCAUGAUGGUAUGUCUUCCUUAGAACCGUAUGUGGAGAAAGAACAAACGCUACGUUAGUGCCAGAUGCACCGGUGUGGACCUCAACAGAAACUUUGACGCCAUGUGGGGAAGUAAGUCACUCCUUGUAAUCCAGUUCUAGCAGUUCAGUAAGAAGUAACCGAAUUUUGUGGCAGUCGUAAUGACUAUCUUAACACUCCCGCAAACAUGGGGAAUGAUGGGAUUGAUUGCUCCCGAAUCUCUAACACACGUAAACAAAGUGAAAUCAGAACGAUGAAAAUUCGAACGAACCAACCCUUAAAUCUGUGUCAAUCUUUUCCCCCAGCCACCGGCAUCUCCAGGACGUGCUCCAGCGACAUCUAUCUCGGCGAGGCUCCCUUCUCUGAGCCAGAGACCGCCAACCUGAGGGAUCUGUUUGAAAGUAUCAUUGGCGAGGUGGUCGCCUACAUGUCCGUGCACUCCUACUCACAGGUACGGACAUGGGCCACUAGUGGACCGCAUUGUUUAUCCUUAUGUCGGUCGUCAGAAUCUAACGUUAUUUAAAAAAAAAAAUUCCUGUGUUUAUUAUAAUUCAUUCAUCUCACUUGGGGGACUUUAAAAUCCCUUAACACAACAUCUAAGAAAAAACAAAUCAAAAAGAUUAAAAAAUAUUUUAAGUAUGCACACAUAUUGUUUUUUCAAAUAAAAUUUGCAAGACUCGCGCAUUUUUUUUUCAGGAUAAUUUCGCGAAUUUAUAUUUACCCUUAUGAGAACAGCUACAAAAAAUGAGAGGUGAAAGGCUUAUUUUCAAACUGAUUAAACUGAGCCAAAUGACCGAGUUUGUGAAUGAGAGGCAUAUUGGCCAAGCUCCCACGGAGAGAGCUAGUGGAGGCCAGGGCAACUCACGUUGGUGCAUUGUCCAGUUCGGUAUUAUCCAGGGCUGCAUUUUCCAGAGAUGCAACUCCAGAGAUGCAUUGUACAGAGAUGCAUUGUGCAGAGAUGCAUUGUGCAGAUAUGCAUUGUCCAGUGAUACCAUGUCCAGAGAUCUGUUGUCCAGAGCAGUGGCGUAAGUGCGGAAAGGGGGGGGGCGCCCGGUGCAACACUUCUUUCCUUACAUUUAGAGAUGGAAUUUUCUGCCAAAUGCAGACUUUUUUUCAAGGAAGUGGGCAGCAAAAGCUUGGCACGCCCCGGGCGGAACUCACCCUAGAUACGCCACUGCUGGUCCAGAGAUGUAUUGUCCACAGAUGUAUUGUCCAAAGAUACAUUGUGCAUGACUGCGUUAUUCAAUGCUGUGUUGUUUAGUGCUGCUCUGUCCAGGGCUGCAGGAAUUUUUUUUUACCAACCCCUACAAUAAUUUAUUCAAAUACUUGUUUAAAAUAUACUCUUUCAGUUCCUCCUGGUCCCAUGGGGUUACACCGAGUAUGUGUCCAGACCAGCCAACUCUGCAGAGCUGGUCAGUGUCUUUUACUCUUACUUUUAAGUUACACUUAUUUAUUAUAGCUGGUCAAUGUGUUUCGCUGUUACACUAUUUGUAGUUACACUUAUUUAUGCAAAGAGAUUUAAAUUUCACAUAAUAUUUACAAGCUUUCUAAACUUACAUAGGUCUCAGAGUAUAAUUCUACACCCCCACCACCAACUACCAGCCUAUUCUCUACUAAGACGUAUUUUUUAUAUAUAUUUUUUUUUUAAAAUCAGGAUCGUGUGGCCACUAGGAUGACCCAAGCCCUGAUCGCUAGAUACGGUACUCAGUACUACAUGGGAACUGCAUGGCAACUGCUCAACUGUAAGUAGCUCACCGACAUGUCACUGCAGUAGUAGAGAAAUACAGGGUGUGAUCGGUGCUUCUUAAAGUUGAAACAUUCCUCCUCGACCUUGUCUCUAAGACGAUAGACUUUUAAUAUAUGUAUAUAAUUUUAUAUAUGUAAAUUUUCUGAGGAAGUUCAAAGAAUUAAUCUUUUCAAAAAUAAAAUAAGUGUUAAAAGUUAAAUCAAUACGACAAUGCCUUGUAAAACUCCACAACCCACACAUCACCCCAAAGUCCAGCGCUUCAUUCGGUUUCAAAAAGUAUGCACUUAGGGGGCUACGUGUUUGGCUAGUGACGUUUCAGGUUGCCUUAUUUUCUUUAUUUUGUUUUUGUAAAGAGACUAUUUACAUUUUUGCCGACCAGGCUUCUCAAUUUUCAUUGAAUGAAUUUCCACCUGAAUCAUCUUUUCAAUUUGCCCUAACCUUUGUGAGUGAUCAUUUCAAUUUACAAUUACCUCUCGGGCUGACAGUUUCAAUUUUUACUCUAACCACUCCGACACACGGUUCAAUUUACCCAUCACUAACCUUUCCGACACACGCAUUCACUUUACCCAUCAUUAACCUCUCCGACACACGGUUCAAUUUACCCAUCACUAACCUCUCUGACACACGCAUUCACUUUACCCAUCACUAGCCUCUCCGACACACGGUUCACUUUACCCAUCACUAACCUCUCCGACACACGGUUCAAUUUACCCAUCACUAACCUCUCCGACACACGGUUCAAUUUACCCAUCACUAACCUCUCCGACACACGGUUCAAUUUACCCAUCACUAACCUCUCCGACACACGGUUCAAUUUACCCAUCAUUAACCUCUCCGACACACGGUUCAAUUUACCCAUCACUAACCUCUCCGACACAGACGCAGCUAGCGGUGCCGCCGAGGACUGGGCGCUGACCAGGAAGCCAGGUCUUUACGGCAUGUGCUAUGAACUGAGACCUGGCUACAAUGAUAAUCGUGGCUUCAUUCUGCCGGCCAAUGAAAUCAUCCCAACUGGCCAAGAAUAUUACGAUAGUCUCGUAGUUUUGGCCAAUGAAAUGAGAGUGUAAAAGACAUGCGCGAACAGAUUUGAAUCUUUUGUUUUUUUGUUGUCGUUGCUGUUUUCUUUCCAGAAGAGUUUUUCGAGUGUUGAUUUUCAUCUAUCGUUAAAUAUGUUUAAAAUAAAUUAAAUAAGAAAUCGGUUUAUAUAUAAAUUGUUUCUAAAGAAAGCUUUUAAAAACAAUUCAAAUACAUUCAUGAAUUGAAUAUUUUGUAUUCGAGAAACAAGAAAAUAAAAGUUAUUCCCCUUUAAAUUUACUUGUUUUCAAAGUUUCUUUUAAAAUAAUUUAAAAAAAAAAAUAUUUUCGUUGAAUACAAUGUGGCAUUCAUUGAACUGCACACAUUUGACAUACAGAUGACAGAGGGGAAAAACCCAUCAAAUUUUCACCAUAUCCGCUAAAAAGCCGAGGUAUUCUUAUUUGUGUCUGUGGUUAUGUGAACAUGAAAACCGACAAUGUUGUAAAAAUAAAAAAAUAAAUAAAAAUUAAAAAUGAUCAACUUUCCCUGAAUCGAUUCUACAGACGCUGCUUCUGGGUCUUCCAAAGAUUAUGCACUUCGUCGCAAGCCAAAUCUCUACGCAAUGGCAUACGAACUUAGGCCUAGCGCAAGUAGCUCUAUAGGCUUUAACCUUCCGGCCUCACAAAUAGUCCCCACAGGACAAGAGUACAUGGAUAGCUUGGUAGCUUUGGCUACAGAAAUUAGAGUUUAAAGGUAGUGAUCAAAGAAACGAAGUAAUUAUAUUGACCAGCAUACUACAUUAUCUGAUGUUUUCAUCGGAAUAAAAAUAAUUUACAAAAAGAAAGGAAAGCAUGAUCUGAGCCCCAAAUACUUUAAAAAAAAAAAGAGUAUUUAGAAUAAAACAAGGCUAUUUUGAUGAAAAUACAUGUGCAGUACAUGUUUAAAAAGACGCAAAUAAAAGUUAUAUAAUAUUCUUGA
Molecule: messenger RNA, 5404 nt
Organism: Lymnaea stagnalis (great pond snail)
Lineage: Eukaryota; Metazoa; Mollusca; Gastropoda; Lymnaeidae
Source: the annotation of a GenBank genome assembly